UUUCUUACAACAGAAAAAGGAGUGCUAGAAAGAUCGAAUCACAAUGACGACUGUGAUUGUGCAGACACCUCAAAAGAGCGGCUGGAAUUCAGGAAUAUGUGACUGUUGCGAGGACAUGAAUUCUUGCUGCUAUGGGUUCUGGUGCUUCCCUUGCUUUACCUGCACCACUACUGGGAAUUUUGGGGAGACCACCUGUCUGCCUCUGCUGGACAUAUUCGGCCCAGGUAUCAUGGCGGCUUUUGGGGUUCCAGUAUGUGUCCCGCCUGUGUCUCUUGGAAUGAGGGUGGCAGUUCGCCACAAAUACGAUAUUGGGGGCAGUAUCUGUGAGGACAUCAUGGUGACUUGCUGUUGUAUCUGGUGUUCGUGGUGUCAGAUGAGUAGAGAAAUCAAAGCACGCAAGCAAACGGUCACUGUACUGAACACAUAUCCGGUGAUGCAGCACUAUCCGAUGGCUACCUCCACACACGUCAUCUCGACACAGCAGCAGGUUGGAGUGAUCGGUGAUGCAACAUUUGCUCCUGCAGUCCACAUGGCACCAACCGCUAAAACAAAUAUUUAAUAGAAAUACUGCUACUCAUUUAAAUAAUGAUUAUAACAUGAAUAUAUACAGUAGACUAUACUAAUUGAUCAAUAGUGUAAUACAACCUGCAUAAUUAAUGUGUGAAUGGAAUUAAUGUGUGUAUUUGGAAAAUACCUGCAUCUUUCUUUAUUCUC
This is a messenger RNA of Carassius gibelio (silver crucian carp), 714 nucleotides long. RefSeq names its product placenta-specific gene 8 protein-like. The transcript has 4 exons. The coding region runs from base 44 to 559 and encodes 171 amino acids. NCBI's taxonomy places the organism in Eukaryota, Metazoa, Chordata, Actinopteri, Cypriniformes, Cyprinidae. The record is from RefSeq and is a predicted model, not a curated record.